GUUUCAGGCGGGUUGGUUGGACAUGCGUUUUCACAAUUCCUAGUGUUGCAAUCCAUUUUCUUUUUCUUGGUUUUUCCAUUUCAAGAUUUUUCAUUUUUCAUUCGCAGCUUUCCCACUUGACUCACCAACUAAUAUUCAAACAAAAUGAAAAGGAAAACUCAACUCAGUCUCAUCAUCCCCUACGUAUUCUCUGACAAACACUGCACAAUCAACACAAAGAUAUCAUUUUUAUUAUUAUUCUUAGCUUUAGCUUCUCAUUGUCUUCUGUACUGACAUUCUCUUCUGUUAUUGAUUCCUUUCAUUUACACAACCGUCUUUCUUCAGGUUCGAUCAAUUUAGUAGCAUUCUUCUUGAUUGAUCAGACCCCAACAAGAGCAAAGCCAGGAUUUCUUAUAAAAAUGGUUCUUGGUCUAAGAUCAAAGAACAGAAAAGGCACUUCAUUGCAGGUUGAUUACCUCAUUCACAUACAAGAAAUCAAGCCUUGGGCCCCAUCCCAAUAUAUGAAAUCUGUGGAAUCUGUAUUACUUCAAUGGAAGAAUGGUGAUAAGAGUUCUGGGUCUUUCACUUCCAAUGUUGGAGAUGGGAAAGUUGAAUUUGGUGAGACUUUCAUGCUUCCGGUUACGCUUUACAAGGAAACAUCCAGAAAAAGCACUGCUUGUGACAGUUUUCAGAAGAACUACUUAGAGUUAAGCUUGUAUGAUCUUCGAAAAGACAGGGCAUCGAAAGGCCAACUCUUGGGAUCAGCUGGUAUAAACGUUGCAGACUAUGGAAUCAUCAAAGAUAGCAUAACCAUAAGCACUCCGAUCAACUUCAAGAAGAGUUCUAAGAGUACAGCGCAGCCAAUUCUUUAUGCUAAUAUCCAACCAUUUGAUAGAGAUAACUCUAGCUUGUCUCAAGAAGUGUCACUGGACAAUGAUGGAAGUGAAUCUUUUUCAGAAGUGAUAAAUGAAGGGAAUGAUGAGGAAAGUGAGAUAGCAUCAUUCACUGAUGAUGAUAUUGAUGAUAAUUUUUCCUCACAUUCAUCAAGGACUGUUUCCUCCUUUGCUUUUGAGCCUAGCAAAGGUUCACCUGCUCGGGAUGAAAAGAAUUUACCAGGAUCAGUAAACAAUGACACAAGGAGGGUCCAUGGGGAACCUACUCUGCCCUCAGGUGUGGCACCUUCAAACCCGGAGGUUAAUUCCAUAGCUGAAGAUUUCAAACAUCUGAAUGGAGCUUCAUCCACUCCAUCAUCAAAAAUCUUAUCGUCUAAUUUGCAGAAUUGUGUAAAUGAUCUUGGGGCCAAAGUUGUGUUGCCCAAUAAUUAUACUCAGGUGGGUAAGAACUCAAACCAUGCAGGUCUUCGUGUGUCUCAAACCAAUCAUGAGGCUGACAGAAAAGGUUGGAAUGAUGAUAAAAAUGAACAAGAGGUGGCUAAAACUAGUAAUUUACAUGAUGGUCUUAUGGAAGAUAAACUGAAAAAGGAGCAGGAAGAUAAUGCACGGGAUGAGGAGUUUAUGGUGUCAAAGAACCAUGCAUUAGAGGUGGAACAAUUUGUUGGUAAAUUACCUCAAGAAGCUAUGAAAAGGCAAGCCAAUUUAAGAAGUAAUACCCCUGCAUCCAACAGGAUGUCAAAUGAAGUGCAGGCUGAUACACGCAGAGAUAAAUUCAAGCUUCUGAAAUCUGUUCAACUACAGUUUGAUGUAGCUGAAAGUGAUGAACCCUACAACAAUAUCGAGUUUAUGAAGAAUGCAAAGAAAAAUGAUGUUCCUGAAAAUUUUCACAAAGGUGGUUUAAAUUACAAAUCAAGUGAAAAACAAAAGAUAGCAAACAACCAUUCUGACAACAAAGUCCAAUUGAAAUCUGAAGUUGAAAUGCUUGAGAAAGAGUUAAGUGAAGCUGCUGCUAAAGAGAUUGGUCUUUACCCAGCUGUUGCCGGGCAUGGAAACUCUACGAAAAACCUUCAGCUUAUUGAGAAGGCAAAGGAAAUUGAUGUUUCUGGAGACAUUCCCAAAGUUGAUUCUAGUUGUGCACUAAGUGAAAGAGAACAAACAGAUAGCAGCUUUUCUGGAUUCAAAGUUGAAUUGGAGUCCAAAGUUGAAAUGCUCAAGGAAGAGCUGGUGGAAGCUGCUGUUCUUGAGGUUGGCCUUUACUCAGUUGUUGCUGAGCAUGGGAGUUCUGCAAAUAAAGUUCAUGCUCCAGCUAGGCACAUUUCCAGGUUCUAUCUUCGUGCUUGCAAGGCAAGUUCACUGGCUUCAAGGGCAAGUGCAGCUAGAGCUAUCAUCUCAGGAUUAGUUUUGACUUCUAAAGCAUGUGGAAAUGAAGUUCCAAGGUUAACUUUUUGGCUGUCAAAUUCAAUUGUGCUGAGAGCAAUUGUAAGUCAGGUUGUUGAGAAAUUGCAACUUGCAGUAGCACCUUCCGUCAAUACAAAUGGGGGUCAAAAGGGCAGGCAAGAGGCCUCUCCUUGUGAAGAUGGGGAAACUGAUAAAUCAAAAAGUUCUGAUGAGUGGGAGGAACCUCAAACAUUUAUAGUAGCAUUGGAAAGGGUUGAAGCUUGGAUUUUCUCACGAAUUGUUGAGUCAGUUUGGUGGCAGACUCUGACUCCUCAUAUGCAGCCCACAGCAGUGAAGGGCUCAAAUUCGAAGAAGACACAUGCUAGGGGGCAUGGAUUAGGUGUCCAAGAACAAGGUAAUUUUGCUGUUGAUCUAUGGAAGAAAGCUUUUAAGGAUGCAUUUGAAAGGCUGUGCCCUAUUCGAGCUGCGGGGCAAGAAUGUGGUUGCUUGCCUGUGCUGGCUAGAUUGAUAAUGGAGCAGCUGGUGGGUAGAUUAGAUGUGGGCAUGUUCAAUGCCAUUCUUCGUGAAUCAGCAGAUGAGAUGCCAACAGAUCCUGUUUCUGACCCCAUUAGUGAUCCAAAGGUGCUACCAAUACCAGCUGGAAAAUCAACCUUUGGGGCUGGCGUACAAUUGAAAAAUGCUGUAGGAAACUGGUCUAGAUGGCUCACAGAUUUAUUUGGAAUUGAUGAUAAUGACUCUCUGGAAGAUUUGAAUGAACAUGAUAGCAACAAGAUAGAAUGUGAGACUUCAUUCAAGGCUUUCCACCUCCUUAACGCAUUGAGUGACCUCAUGAUGCUUCCAUUUGAAAUGCUUGCAGAUAGGUCAACAAGAAAAGAGGUAUGUCCUAUAUUUGGUGCACCGAUCAUCGAGAGGGUUCUUAACAAUUUUGUCCCAGAUGAAUUCAACCCGGACCCUAUCCCAGAGGCAAUUUUCAACUCCCUGGAUUCUGAGGACCUUGCUGAGGAUGGGAAGGAGUCGAUAAGCUUUCCAUGCAUGGCCACUUCUACAAUAUAUUCACCACCUCCAGCAGCUUCACUAACAAACAUUAUAGGAGAGGUGGAAAAUCAAACAAUGGAAAGAAGUGGAUCAGCAGUGCUUAGAAAAUCUUACACUAGUGAUGAUGAACUUGAUGAGUUGGAUUCACCUUUGACUUCUAUCAUCAUUGACAAUUACAGGACUUGUGCUCCAACAGCAUCAAAUUGGAUGCCGAAAAGUAAUGGAGGCCGGAAAGUUGUCAGAUAUCAACUCCUUCGACAAGUAUGGAAGGAUGGUGAAUAGCUUUGUUCAUUUCCUGCCUCAGUCUCAUCCUCCCUCUUUGUCCCUGUCCUUGCUUGCCGUAUAGUAUGUACAUAGAAACAUAAAAUUUUUGCAGGCUGGUUGAUUUAUUAAUGUUCUGAGCUGUAAAUAUUUGAUUCCAUAAGAAUUGAAACAGAGAUUAAUGUACACUUGGAGAGUUUUCAUGUGACAGAAUUUCGUGAUUAUGGUGCUCCUAAAUAGAACUUUACUUGGACUGAUUAAAAUUAUAAA
Molecule: messenger RNA, 3836 nt
Organism: Hevea brasiliensis (rubber tree)
Lineage: Eukaryota; Viridiplantae; Streptophyta; Magnoliopsida; Malpighiales; Euphorbiaceae
Exons: 9
Coding region: 399-3587 (1062 amino acids)
Cellular component (GO): nuclear pore
Source: RefSeq, a predicted model, not a curated record